Oryza sativa Japonica Group (Japanese rice) is the source of this 6124-nucleotide messenger RNA. The record is from RefSeq and is a predicted model, not a curated record. NCBI's taxonomy places the organism in Eukaryota, Viridiplantae, Streptophyta, Magnoliopsida, Poales, Poaceae.
GACGGGAGGGAGGAAGGGGAACACCAAAAUUCCACCGACGCAGUGGCAGGAUCCCCGUCCAUGGCCGUUAAGCCCAAACCCACCACCUACCUCCUCCUCCUCCCCUCCUCCUCCUCCUCCGCCGCCGCCGCCGUCCAUGGAGACCUCCAAGUCGCCGCCGCCGCCGCCCUUCUCCCCGCCGCGGCAACCCGGGCCGGCGACGGUGCUCCUGUGCCCGUGCGCGACGCUCCUCCUCCUCGCCCUCAUCGCCUCCUCCAUCGCCCUCACCGUCUACUUCCGCCUCUACUGCCACUCCCCCAUCGCCCACCUCCUCGCCCCUCACCGCUGCCCCCACCGCAUCUGACCUCCGCCGCCGCCGCCGCCUCGCUCCCUCUGCUCUCGCCGCUGGCAUGUGGGGCGAGGUGCGUUUCCACCUGCUCGGCAUCCGACGGCGACGAGGUGGAGGGGGAGGGGGAGGGGGGCUCGCCGGCGCAUGCGGACUCGAGCCACCCGGAGCACGUGGGGCGGGUGUGCGCGGCCAUCGCGGACGUCGUCGCGGCGGGCGCGGGCGCGGGCGCUGACGCGAGCCUCGAGGCGGCGCUCACCGCGCUCUCGCCGCCGCUCUCCGAGACGCUCGUCCUGGCGGUGCUCGACCGCUUCAAGCACGCGCACAGGCCGUCCCACCGCUUCUUCCGGUGGGCCGCCGCCGCCGCCGCCGCCUCCGGCGGCUUCGCGCACACCACCAUCACGUACUGCAAGAUGGUCCACAUCCUCGGCAAGGCGAGGCAGUUCCAGUCGAUGGUGGCGUUGAUCCAAGAGAUGGGGAAGGAGGGCGCCCUCUGCAUGGACGCGUUCAAGAUCGCCAUCAAGUCGUUUGCUGCUGCCGGUGAGAUCAAGAAUGCGGUCGGCGUGUUUGAGAUGAUGAGGACGCACGGCUUCGACGAUGGGGUGGAGUCCUUCAAUUGCUUGCUAGUUGCUUUGGCGCAGGAGGGGCUGGGGAGGGAGGCUAAUCAGGUGUUCGACAGAAUGCGUGACCGCUACGCUCCAGACCUACGGUCGUAUACCGCGCUGAUGCUGGCAUGGUGCAACGCGAGGAAUCUGGUGGAGGCUGGGCGGGUUUGGAAUGAGAUGCUGGAGAAUGGGUUGAAGCCUGAUGUUGUCGUGCACAAUACGAUGAUUGAGGGGUUGCUACGCGGGCAGAGGCGGCCCGAGGCUGUGAAGAUGUUUGAGCUCAUGAAGGCAAAGGGGCCUGCUCCAAAUGUGUGGACGUAUACAAUGUUGAUUCGGGACCACUGUAAGCGAGGAAAGAUGGACAUGGCAAUGCGGUGCUUCGAGGAGAUGCAGGAUGUUGGGUGCCAGCCGGAUGUCGCCACCUAUACAUGCUUGCUUGUGGGAUAUGGGAAUGCAAAGAGGAUGGAUAGAGUGACAGCCCUAUUGGAGGAAAUGACUCAAAAGGGGUGCCCUCCUGAUGGACGGACAUACAAUGCUCUCAUUAAGCUACUUACGAAUAGGAAUAUGCCAGAUGAUGCGGCAAGAAUAUAUAAAAAGAUGAUAAAGAAGGGACUUGAGCCUACGAUCCAUACAUACAACAUGAUGAUGAAGUCAUAUUUCCUUGGCGGGAGGAACUACAUGAUGGGUUGUGCGGUGUGGGAGGAGAUGCACCGGAAGGGGAUUUGUCCAGAUGUGAACUCUUACACAGUGUUUAUUAAUGGGCAUAUACGACAUGGUAGACCUGAGGAGGCAUGUAAAUACAUUGAAGAGAUGAUCCAAAAAGGGAUGAAGACUCCACAGAUAGACUACAAUAAGUUUGCUGCAGAUUUCUCCAAGGCUGGGAAGCCUGACAUAUUGUAUGAAUUGGCUCAGAAGGUGAAGUUUACAGGUAAAUUUGAUGCGUCUAAUGUGUUCCACCAGUGGGCAGAGAGAAUGAAAAAACGUGUCAAGAGGAAUGUCCCUAAUCAGACUGAGAGCAGGACGUUCUAAGAUUACCAUUUGCCAGCAGAAAUGUGGAUCUCUUUGAUGGUGGCUGAAAUUUGAGGUGUUGCUCCUGCUUUUUAGGAGAAAGGUGCUAGUUGUUUUCUGUGUUGUAUAGUAAUGGUCCAUGAAAUAUUAGUGUGUUUUCAUGUGUGAACAAAAUGAUUCAGUUAAUUAUGAUGUAGCCUAUGGUAGUUUUAUUUUAGUUCAGUCAUGUGUUACGCUAAAUCUUCAUUCAGGAGUGCCUCUUCCAUUUCUCUCUUGUUCCGUUAGUAUAUCUCAAUAACUCAUUAUGCUGGAUUAUGCAUCGUACCAUGGCUUAGUCUGUCAGCCAUAUCGUUGAAUUCAAGUAUGUUGAGGUGCUUAUGAUUAAGCAAUGCUGAUGUGUACUCCCUCUAUCCUAAAAUAAACCAACCUAGAUUGGGAUGGGACAUAACCUAGUACAACGAAUCUGGAUAGAGACAUGUCUAGAUUUGUUGUACUAGAUUAUAUUCCAUCCCAACCUAGGUUAGUUUAUUUUGGGACGGACGGAGUAGGUUCUAAGGAUGAAGAUAGCCGGAACUUACGAGCCGCAACUCUGUGGUUCCAUCCAGCAAUUUAUACUGCCUUUAGUUUGUAGUUAGCAAAUCUCAAUUGCGUCCAAAUAUUUUGUGUUCUUAAUUCUGAAAGAAAGCUGUAUAUUAAGAUUUAUUUUGUUUCUCAAAAUUGACCAAUUUCCCUGCUUUGGGAUCCUAAUUCAUUGGUAAUUCUGCAGAGUAGAGCAAGUGCAGGACCAGGUUUUUUUGUGGUCAAUGGCACUAUACCCGUAUGAGGCAUCUUGCUUUUUUUUCUCUUUUUUGACUAGCAGCAGAGCUAUCUAUAUUGUAGAAAUAGGAAUGGCAUUGUUCUGCAGUUGUUAGUUUUGGUCUUGACUGCAAUUUGAGAUGUGGUCGUAGCAAAGUUGCUAAGGUUUAUUUUGCCUAUGCUAUCUCGCAGCAGCUAUGAGCCUAUGCAGAUUUAUUCCAUGUGGUCCAUGUUUGUUGAUCUCUAUUCUAGUUUAAAGGUGAUUUGAGCUCUGUUGCAGUUUACUAAUAUGAUCAUUCCUCUUACUCCUGUGAGCUGAAUCUUGUGAUCUUGUCUACUUCAUUGUCUGUCACUUGUCAGAAAUUCCUAUCAAAAUACUGUAGAAUGGCAUUCUUUAGUAUAUGUCUAUAUACAAAGCGAAUCACCCCACAACAAACCUAGUCUGGUUAGAUGAGAGCUAUUGCACCAGUCUUCACUGUCAAUUGUUAAGAUGUCACAUGUUUGGUCCUGUUUAUAGCUCAUGCCUUUCUUGAGAUUCUUAAAAACAAUAAAUGUUUGUUCCAUACCACACUUCAACUUCUAAGUACUUUUGCAUCAUUACUCACUUGUUUGAGAGGUAGGCAUGUUCUGUGUCUUAUUCAAAAGGCUACUUGUUUUAGUGUUAUGUAGUAUGACUAAGUUCCUUGUUUGGUAUCUUUAUGUUCAAUAGAUCAAUUAUCUGGCUGUUUGUUCGCUUCGUUGCUAUGCCAUUGCAUAAACAAAGGACCCAACAUUGCCAUAUGUUUACAAUUGGGGAUAGAUUUGUCAAUUUUACUAAAAAUGUUGUGUGUAUUACAGUUUGCUGAUCUGUUCACAUGUGAUCAAAGAUUUAGCUCUGUUUCUGUGGUUCUUUAACAUGGAGUUGUCUUGUUGUGCCUUUCAACAUUAGAUGUGCACUGGUUCCGUCCUUUACUAAAUGCUAUUACAAAUAUGAUUUGCGUGUCUAAUUGUAGAUAUUUCACUGCUUAUGAAAACUGCAAGCUCAGUACGUUGUAAUUAUUUGCCACAUUUGUUUUAUAAAUCUGUUCCGUUGUAUUAUUGUGUUCCUUAUCUGGCUUUAUAUGUCUCAGACUUUUCUACUGUCCCACAGCACAUGGGAGACCUUUCUGUCUAUCAUGUGGUGCUUGAUUCUAACUUGGCACUUGGUUGGUAAGAGUCAAGGUAAUGUACAGUAUUCAGUUAGCUAGCUCCUCUUAGUACUGUUACACCAAACAUGAGCAAUGCUCUUUGAUUCUAUUGUACUUUUCUGUUUGGUGAAUUUAAUUUAUUCUGAUUCCUACUGUCCUGAUUUAAAUUUAAACCUGACAGAUAUAACAUGCUCACAUUUCAACUUUUGUGAUGCAUGUGUUAGUAUUUUUUUUUUAGCUUUUACUCUUUGAUUAAUCUUUCAAGGACAUUUGGUAUGCAGGAUAGAAAGAAAAUAAAAUAGUAAUAAUGCCAUGAAUCUAGCCUUUAGAUUUAUUCAGCUUAAAACUGAAUGCUCUUGUCCUAAUAUUUCCUGAAUUAAAUUUACGUAUGCGUUUUUUCAAGGAAAACUGCAUCAGGUUGAAAUUGACUUAUUUGGUAUAAUGGGCAUUAUUUUAGUUCUUUGAUGGUCCCUUGUACAGACAGUAUAUACGUUUGUUUUAAAGAAAAUAAACACACCUGGUAACUGAAAUAUAAUCUGGAUUAGUGUAAUGGAUUUCUCAUAUUAAUUUAUAUCAAGAUAAUGGGACAGCAUCCAUUCAGGAUAUCGGAUUGCUCUGGCUUCUCAAAUCUAGCUGAGAUUUUACGAAAGACGCAUGAAUUGAAUCCUGCUUGUCUCAUGACUGAUGCAACCUGUUUCUUUCAAGUGUCAUGUGUGGGUGCCUUUUCAAUCUGAUCAUAUCUUGGGCUUCUCCAACUGCCAGUGGUAAAAUUAUCUUUUAGAUUGGAUGAACAAGAUUAGGUACUUUAUUUUCUCAAUUUUAUCUUAGUUCUGUUAGUGUGUUAGCUUAGUUUUCUGUAAAUGCUGGGUUUAUACCAUCUUGACACCAAUACUUGGUCAUGACAAACAAAUUAAGAAAAAAGAAAAAAGAAAAAAAUAGUCUUUUUCUUUUGUUGCAAUCUUCACUUAUUUGAACCUUCAUUCAUAUUUGAGGCGUCCAUGGCACUGGUAAGUCGAAACUGUAUCAGACUGCAGAUUCAUGGUUUUUACUAUGCUAUCUACAAAUAUACUAAAAUUUUACAAAUGUUGAACAUAUUCCCCUCAACACAUAUUGCACAUUCCUGUGACCUUCCAAUGUAGAAGCAUUUAAGUUCAUUUGUUCAGUGAACAUUAAUUACAAGCUGCUGGUGCUGCUCCUGGCCACUCAUACUGUGCAAGUUUGAUGCGUUUCUUCUCCGUUGAUCCUGCAGAAACAGAGGAAGAGAAGGUAUCAUGACUGCGGACUAUUAUGCUCCUAUAAGCCAUUGAGCAGAAGUCAGUCAAGACUAACCUGAAGCAGCUGCAACCGAAACUGUCGUUGGCCCUGCUGAAUCAUGCGGACCAUCCGCAUGAUAGCAUAGAACGGCAACAAGAUUCCAGCAGCCCGAAUGAUCCGCCGCUUCAAUUGUCACCACUGCAAUGAGAUGCCACACCAGCAGCAUAAUGGUGAACUGCACAAGAAUCACAGAUGAUAUCAGAAUCCAGGAGACACCCUGAACGGCCUGCCAGACAAUGGACAAUUUCGCUUCAGCUGUCUCAUACCGUUAUCGUCAAUGAUCGGCACCAUGAGGAGCAGUCUCCAUUACCCGUCUGCGCCUCGGAUCCUGCAUACUGCUCCUGAUCCUCCUGAGAGAGUUCCUCAGGGAGCAUCUCCUCGUCUCUGCAAAAGAAGGCUCUGCAUCAGGCAGUGUACCGAGUUGGCACAUGUGUCCCCCAUCUAAUCCGAUCUGGUGGUUGCAACUGCUGAAACCUUGCAGCAAGAUGCAACCCCGGGUGAUGAUGUGAGUGUGACUAAGGUGGCCACGUUAGCUGGAAUGCUGGAUGGCCGGGAAGGUGGAUUUGUGCAUUGACACCGUGUGAUUUGGACGCACGCUCUUGACAGGACGCCUCACCGAUGCAUCCACAGCUCAUACUUCACGGUUUGAUUUGGCUGUCUAUCUGGUCAUUUUUGGCAUGAUGCCCUAUUGUACAUUUUUGUUCAGAUAAUGGCAUUUCACACAGCCUAACGCAAUUGGUCAGUGUAGUUCUGUGUGGAAAUGUUGCCAGCUGAAGCUUCUUUUUUUUUUCUCUCUUUUUAUAUUUUGUUGUGAUGGUUCUGUGUGAAAACUGAGCUGCAGCUUUAUCUCUGUAAUCUCAUUGGAGAACCACUAAUCAGGCCAAUGUAAUAUGCCAAGAUGCAUUACUGCA